Messenger RNA from Exophiala oligosperma, 360 nucleotides. RefSeq lists its product as uncharacterized. Bases 1 to 360 code for a protein of 119 amino acids. The record is from RefSeq and is a predicted model, not a curated record. The transcript has a single exon. NCBI's taxonomy places the organism in Eukaryota, Fungi, Ascomycota, Eurotiomycetes, Chaetothyriales, Herpotrichiellaceae.
AUGAUUGACCACAAACUACGACCACGACAACACAAAACUUUUCGAGCCGUCUUGAGCGGUCUAGAACGCCCGAACCUUCUUCUCGACCAGAAGAAGCCGACUUUGAGGAACUCAAGGACUACUUUUCAUCUCUGCCGGCCCUUGAGACCUAGGGCAUUUACAGUAACGCACAUUUAUUCUGAUGUGUCGUGCUGGUUGGUACCUCUCAAGGGUUUAUCUCUCAUGACUCAUUGGAACGAGGCCAUGUCUCAAUUGGAUAUUUUGAAACCGAAUCUUUGGGAAUGCAACCUUUCUCGAUUCUUUGAACACCAGUAUUCUUCACGAGCACCGGACUGUGUCCCCGUCUCCACCAAACGCUAA